Molecule: messenger RNA, 4536 nt
Organism: Eriocheir sinensis (Chinese mitten crab)
Lineage: Eukaryota; Metazoa; Arthropoda; Malacostraca; Decapoda; Varunidae
Product: diacylglycerol lipase-alpha-like
Exons: 11
Coding region: 517-3519 (1000 amino acids)
Biological process (GO): lipid metabolic process
Cellular component (GO): dendrite membrane; postsynaptic membrane
Source: RefSeq, a predicted model, not a curated record
AGUACCGUUAUGAUGCGACGUAGAUGAGCACUGAGGCCACGCGCACUUAUAGCGAUGGAAAAUUACGAAAAUAUAUUAGUUAGGGUUCCAAUCUAGCGUGUUUUGGAGGCCCGUGUAGCGGAUUUGUACACGCGACGAUUGGCAACGCUGUCUGGCCCGGAGGCUGCACGGGGUCACAUUCCAUUUCCGCGCCCAAGAUGACCUAUUUUACAAGGCUUUCAUGGGCGUUUGAAGCAUUUCCAGGGGUAGUUCCCUGACCCUGAUUGUAGUUUAACCUUUCCUCUAUACCGUGAACCUAAAACAAUAUACUUGACAACCCGAUUAUCCUCCCUUUUUGGCAUUUGAAAAGAGUUGAUGCGGGACUCGGGAGGUGUCAGGGAGAUGAAGAUGCUGGGAAGAUGAGAGGAGGAAAGACUUCACCGUUUCCUCGAGUUUUAAGUGACCUGACCCUUGACGUGGGCAUGUGUGGAGGUCAAGGGAGUGCCAGAGUGCCCUAGUGCCAGGAGAACCGGUGCCAUGUUGGGAAAGAGACGUACUAGAAGAAGGGAGGCAAACUCCUUCAGCGACAUCGCGCGGCUGCUGAGUGAGUUCUUCCGGGACCUGGAUGUGGUGCCCUCGGACGUGGUGGCGGGCCUGGUGCUGCUGAGGAAGUACCAGAAGCUCAACCGUCAGGAGAUCGUCAAGAGCACCAAGAAUGAGGUGUACGAGUUCCUGUCUGGCGUCCCCGUUACCCCGAGCACGAGGUUCCUGCAGCUCUCGUCUCUGGAGGGUCGCGCGGAGUUUGAGAAGAUCGUCCACUACAUGAGGUUCGCGCUGGCUAUCUAUGGCUGGCCGAUGUUUGUGGUCAGCAGCACCACCGCCGAGGCCUGCCGACUCUGCCCCAUGCUCAGAUGCUGGAAAUGCUGCUCCACCCAAACGUCGGAGCCGGAGGUGGUGGAGGACAACUGCUGUGGAUGCAACGUGGCGGCAAUGCGGAGGAUGGUCCCGGCGGAGGAGUUUGAGCUGGUGUACGCGACUUACCAUGUGGAUGUGGGGGAGACGCCCUUCUUCGUCGCGCUGGACCAUAAGAAGCGCGCCGUCGUCAUCAGUAUUAGGGGAACGCUGUCAAUGAAGGAUGUGGUGACGGACUUGAAUGCAGAGAGCGAGCCUAUUCCCAUGGACGAGACGAGAGAGGACUGGCUGGGGCAUAAGGGAAUGGUCUCGGCAGCUGAGUACAUCCGCCGCAAGCUUCGGGAGGACAACAUACUGACCCGGGCGCUGACCUCUGACCCGACGAGGGGCACCCAGAGCUAUGACCUGGUGUUGGUGGGUCACUCCCUGGGGGCGGGGACUGCGGCCAUCCUCGCUAUCCUUCUCAAGCAGCAACACCCGAACCUCAGCUGCUUUGCCUACUCCCCGCCUGGUGGCUUGCUCAGCAUGCCGGCAGUGGAGUACACCCGCAGCUUCAUCACCUCAGUGGUGGUGGGCAAGGACGUGGUGCCUCGCAUUGGCCUACACCAGAUGGAGGCCAUGCGCGCCGACCUCAUCAACGCCAUCCAGCGCUCCAAGGACCCCAAGUGGAAGACCAUCGGUGCGUCCGUGCGUUGCUGCGGGGCGUGGGAGGACAGCGGAGGCGAGGCGGAAGAGUUCUCCACCACACGGGCCGCAAUGAGGGACCACGCAUCGCACCCCUCAGACUCAUCCAUCGCACUCACUGUCCACCAACCACUCUACCCCCCAGGCCGCAUUUUACACGUCGUCCGGAACCACCCCAAUAAGAGGAGACUGAAAAGCGAUUCGCGACUUCGUCACUGGUUGGCGCGCCCCACCCCGGUAUACCAGGCCAUCUGGCGAGACAACCGGGAGUUUGACGAGGUGCUCAUCUCUCCUUGCAUGAUUCAGGACCACAUGCCUGAUAAGGUUUUGAAAGCUCUUGAGAAGGUGCUGGAGAGUCCGGGCCCCAGGAAACCCCAGAGGAGCCAAGGGAACAGCCCGACCAGGCGGCGGAGCACAGCAUCUACCCCUGACACAGAGACCCACACGCUCCUCACCCCAUCCUGCUUCCGCUCAUCCCCGUCCUCACACCCCACCACCCCAACUGGCCGCACCCCCCCUAGGAUCUCCCCGGUCACCAGCACACCCCUGUCGGCCUCCAAGAGCAACAACCGGCUCGCUACACCCCCGCAUAAGCUCCUACUUGAGACUUCAUUCACGUGCACGCCAGCGGCCUCGCCUGAACCGCCCUUGGACUUACGACACCAUGCGCGGCUGCACUCCCCGGCGAUUACGUGGGAGCUGCUGUCCGCGUUAGAAGAGCAGCUGUUACUGGGGAUACGCGAGGCAGGGCGAGGGCUUGGGGAGAGGGACGAUGACUGGGUAACAGGUGUGGCUCCAUUGGCGUCACCCGAAACUCUGAGUGAGGCUUCAAGUAUCGUUUCAAGAGCGUCACUUCUGCUACGAGAGGGCCGGAGGGCGUCAUCAGUGCCAACAUCGAGUAUCGCAUCUUCCUCACAUCACCAGCAGUCCCCCUCGCCUCUCCUCAACCGUAGGCCUCCCCCGGCGCGUCUUGGCAUGGGGUAUUGCUUCUAUGUUGAGACGCCACCCUUGGAUUUGCGACGCCAGCAGAUCAUUGCCUCGGAGCGCCUCCCCGAGUCCUCCGAUGAUGAGGAGAUCCCCCACCGCCCCCUCUCACCCUCCUCCUACAUCACCCUAGAGCCAAUCGUCCCUACCCCGCCCCCCCAGAAGUCCCCCACCCCAGACAACGAAACACCGCCCCCUCCCCCCACCACCAGCCAGGCCGUCCACGAGAAACCCCUAGCGAACAGCAUUGAGGAGAAGGAGGAAGAGGAGGAGGAGGAGGAAGAGGAGGAGGAGGAGGAGGAGAAGACUAAACUGUGUAGUGAGAGAAGAAGAACGUCCCCUGAUUCACCCGGUAGUGGGCACAGUCCGGACUCCUCCUCCUCUUCCUCCUCCUCCUCCUCUUCCUCCUCCUCCUCCUCCUCCUCCUCGCAAAUCUCACACCGCGUCAAAUUUGACUUCACAGCGUCGCAGAUGUCACGCGAUUCCGGCUACGGCGAGAGACUGAACGGGAACUUAAGUGGGGCCAGCGGGGAGUGGGGAGCGGGGGGCGUGGGGGUGCUUGGGGUAGCCAUCGGGGGCAUGGGGGGUAUCGGGAACAUGGCGGGAGGCUGGGCGGGGCAUCAACAGGAGUACGGGAGGGGGGCUACGUCGCUGAUGAACCCUUAUAUGUACAGCGGAGCCUCUCCCCAGCUCUCCCCAAUCUCCCCGGCAAACACAGACUGCUUCACCUCUCCCCUCACCUCCGACCCCCCUUCCUCGCACACCCCGUCCCUUCUCCCGACGCCGGUUGAGGUAAGGGGUGCGGGGGUCAGCGCCGGACCACAUCAAGUCACCCCGCACCCCCCUCACCCCCCUCAUCCGCUAUACAAAGCCACGCCAUUGCUACACGAUAUCACCCGGUCUCCGAAGGGUGUUACGAGUGUGCCAAGGACAACACAGAGAGCCGAGAGCAGUGUAUAGGCGACGAAACCUUGACGGAACGAGUGAUGUGUUACGCAUGUGUUUUUUAACGGCGAGAAAUGCAACUCUGGGGUGAAUGAAACAAAAACGCCGACUAAAAAACGCUCGUCGCUCGCUCAUCCGAAUGCUAAACUAAAAAAUCGAUAUGCCGGAAUGGACGUCAAUUGUGCGCUGUAUAGACGACGGUGAGGCAAUAGACGACGUGUAAAACUAUCAUUAUCCGAGUGACGGUGACGAUGGGUGACCAGGGAGGGGGAUAGAUGGUGCGAAAAGGAUGGUGAGGGAAAGUGAGGAGGGAGGCCUAUUGCUCCGGUAGGCUCUUGUGACGGGUCUGGAUGGUAGUCAGCCCCAGCACGUUAUGGCGCAGGCAAGUGUUUAUAGUGGCGCCAUCUUCUCUUGAGCGAAAAUGAGUAAAUAAGAAGUGAAAAUGAGGGAGCGACAAAUGAAAGUGAGUGAACAUGAAAAAUGAAAAUGAGUGAAUAUGAAAAAAUGAGGAAAUGAGUGAAUAUGAAAAAAUGAGGAAAAUGAGGGAGCGACAAAUGAAAGUGAGUGAACAUGAAAAACGAAAAUGAGUGAAUAUGAAAAAUGAAAAUGAGUGAAUAUGAAAAAAUGAGUGAAUAUGAAAAAAUGAGGAAAAUGAGGGAGCGACAAAUGAAAGUGAGUGAACAUGAAAAAUGAAAAUGAGUGAAUAUGAAAAAAUGAGUGAAUAUGAAAAAAUGAGGAAAAUGAGGGAGCGACAAAUGAAAGUGAGUGAACAUGAAAAAUGAAAAUGAGUGAACAUGAAAAACGAAAAUGAGUGAAAAUGAUUAAGUAAGAAAUGGAGAAUGAGGAAAAUGAGGGAAUGACGAAUGAAAAUGAGUGAAAAUUAGCAAAUAAUAAAUGAAAAUGAGGGAAUGACAAAUGAAAAUGAGUGAAAAUUAGCAAAUAAGAAAUGAAAAUGAGGGAAUGACAAAUGAAAAUGAGAUGAAAAUGAGUGAACAUGAAAAACGAAAAUUAGCGAAAAUAAAAAACGAAAAU